AUGGUACGCACCAAGCGCCAAACCGCCCAGACGAUGGACAAUGCCGAUGUGGCUCCUGCGACAUUCACAGACGGCCUACCAUUGCCCAAGUUGAUCGUCUUUGACUUGGAUUACACUCUUUGGCCCUUCUGGGUAGAUACCCAUGUCAGCGCGCCCGUCAAGGCACGUGACAACAACUCUCGUGUGGUCGAUCGAUGGGGAGAGUCCUUCGCCUUUUAUCCCGCUGUUUCGUCCAUUAUCCAUGCUUGCAAGAACCGAUCAAUCCCCGUGGCCUUGGCCUCUCGCACCCAUACCCCCGAUCUGGCCCGCGACAUGCUUAAAGCCCUCCAUAUAAUCCCUACCUUUUCCGACGAUGUCGCCGCCAACAGCGCCAAAUCUAUUCGUGCGCUGGACUAUUUUGAAUAUAUACAAAUCUUUCCAGCCAACAAGACGCAACACUUUGCGAAGAUCCAUCAGGCCAGCGGAAUCGCAUACGAAGAGAUGCUCUUCUUCGACGACGAGGCCCGAAAUAGGAAUGUUGAGACAGAACUCGGGGUCACCUUCUAUCUGGUCCGAGAUGGUAUGACGCGGGAUGAGGUUGACAAGGGGAUUUUGGCAUGGAGAAAGCGCAAUGGGAAGAAGUCGAAGAUCGGGGCUGACGAUGCGUGA
Molecule: messenger RNA, 648 nt
Organism: Penicillium diatomitis
Lineage: Eukaryota; Fungi; Ascomycota; Eurotiomycetes; Eurotiales; Aspergillaceae
Product: Mg-dependent acid phosphatase
Exons: 2
Coding region: 1-648 (215 amino acids)
Molecular function (GO): acid phosphatase activity
Source: RefSeq, a predicted model, not a curated record